Eubalaena glacialis (North Atlantic right whale) is the source of this 1492-nucleotide messenger RNA. It is a transcript of the gene LIAS, whose product is annotated as lipoic acid synthetase. Bases 120 to 1238 code for a protein of 372 amino acids. Gene Ontology annotation, biological process: lipoate biosynthetic process. The transcript is spliced from 11 exons. Gene Ontology annotation, molecular function: 4 iron, 4 sulfur cluster binding; lipoate synthase activity. Gene Ontology annotation, cellular component: mitochondrion. NCBI's taxonomy places the organism in Eukaryota, Metazoa, Chordata, Mammalia, Artiodactyla, Balaenidae. The record is from RefSeq and is a predicted model, not a curated record.
AGGUUCCACAGGGUCAGCUGUGGCUCAGGUUGUUGGUCAUAAAUCGAGUGACGGUUUUUCCAUCUUUCUUUUCCCGGGAAUUAGUGAUCGCUCGGCCCUGCUAGAAAAAAAAGAGAGGGAUGUCUCUACGCUGCGGGGGCGCGGUCCGCACCGUGGGCCCCCGGGUAUUUGGAAGAUAUUUAUGCAGUCCAGUCAGAGAAGUAAGUUCCUUGCCAGAUAAAAGAAAGAAAUUUUUACAGAAUGGGCCAGACCUUCAAGAUUUUGUAUCUGGUGAUCUAGCAGACAAGAGCACCUGGGACGAAUAUAAAGGAGACUUAAAACGCCAGAAAGGAGAAAGGUUAAGACUACCUCCAUGGCUGAAGACAGAGAUUCCCAUGGGGAAAAAUUACAAUAAACUGAAAAAUACAUUGCGGAAUUUAAAUCUUCAUACAGUGUGUGAGGAAGCUCGAUGUCCCAAUAUUGGAGAGUGUUGGGGAGGCGGAGAACAUGCCACUGCCACUGCCACAAUCAUGUUGAUGGGUGACACAUGUACAAGAGGUUGUAGAUUUUGUUCUGUUAAGACUGCAAGAAAUCCACCUCCACUGGAUGCCAAUGAGCCCUACAAUACUGCAAAGGCAAUUGCAGAGUGGGGUCUGGAUUAUGUAGUCCUGACGUCUGUGGAUCGAGAUGAUAUGCCUGAUGGAGGAGCUGAGCACUUUGCAAAGACUGUGUCUUACUUAAAGGAAAGGAAUCCGAAAAUCCUUGUGGAAUGUCUCACCCCUGAUUUCCGAGGAGAUCUUAAAGCAAUAGAAAAAGUUGCUCUGUCAGGAUUAGAUGUGUAUGCACAUAAUGUAGAAACAGUUCCAGAAUUACAGAGGAAAGUUCGUGAUCCCCGGGCCAAUUUUGACCAGUCUCUACGCAUACUGAAACAUGCCAAGGAAGUUCGACCUGAUGUUAUUUCUAAAACAUCUAUAAUGUUGGGUUUAGGUGAGAAUGACGAGCAAGUAUAUGCAAUGAUGAAAGUACUUCGUGAAGCAGAUGUGGACUGUUUGACUUUAGGACAAUAUAUGCAGCCAACAAAGCGCCACCUUAAGGUUGAAGAAUACAUUACUCCUGAAAAGUUCAAAUACUGGGAAAAAGUAGGAAAUGAACUUGGAUUUCAUUAUACUGCAAGUGGCCCUCUGGUGCGUUCUUCAUAUAAAGCAGGUGAAUUUUUCCUGAAAAAUCUAGUGGCUAAAAGAAAAACAAAAGCCCUCUGACACUUAACAAGACAUUCAAGAUCACAGGAAUUUUAAAACUUUGACUCCAGUUGGUAACAGAAGUGGUGGCAGAAUGCCUAGACUUCAGUGGAUAUAUCCCAGUCUUUUUGUUUUACGAAAAAUAUCAGUAAGCUGUGCAUAUUUAAUUAUAAUAAUUCAUUUGUCUUUUAGCGUAUCUUCUUUGUCUCAGUAAACAAUUGCUUGUUAUGAUGUAAUCAUAAAACAUCUUUGUAAGAGUUUACUGUUAAUAGUGU